AUGGCCGAAUCACUUGAACAUGUGGUACCAGACCUGGUUUUGGAGAAGUUAGACUCCCUCUUAGCCCAAGGAAUUGGCCUCGAAAAGGUAUUGGACGUCGGAAGCGAGCUAAAACUGCUUCGAGCCACCUUGUCCACCAUCCAAGACCUGGUCUUAGUAGCUGAGGGGCAACCCACACAGAAAACGGAAGGCUCUGAGCUCGGAAUUUGGCUGUACGACAUCACGCAGGCUAUGGACUCUAUGCCAAGUUUGAUGGAUGAAUUGCAGCUCGAAGUUUUAGGGAGAAAAGCGGCACAAAGGACCAGGCCUGGGAGCAUUAAAAGAGAGGUAUGCAGUUUGUUCUCAAGAUCAAAUUCACUUGCAUCCACGAUUUCCCACAUCAAGGAGGUCAGGAUGAAGGUAGAGAAGAUUGCAUAUCAAAAGCCAAAUUCUAAUUCCACUGUGUAUGCUAAAAGAGUUGUAGAUAUGCAUGUGAGACCCAGACAUGUAGACAUGUAUGUGAAGCCCAGGAAGAGGGGGAUGGCGCAAUUCUCUAUUGGUGCUACAGAUAUUAUUGGGAGAGACCAGGAGAAGAAAAAUAUUAUCCAGCUCUUGAUGCAUUCAGGAGAUGGUGAGAAUGUUUCUGUCCUUCCCAUUGUUGGAGUUGGAGGUAUAGGCAAGACAACUCUGGUUAGAUGGGUGUAUGAUGAUGUACAGAUAGCUACACAUUUUCAAAAAAGAAUGUGGGUUUAUGUCUCAGAAAGCUUUAAUAUCACGAAGAUAAUUAAGGAAAUGAUUUAUUCUGCAACUGGUGAAAAGUGUGGCAAUUUAACCUUAGAUGAAUUGCAAACUCGUCUAAGACGUAUCCUAGAUGGGAAAAGGUUCUUGAUCAUCCUGGAUGACGUAUGGAAUAGAGAUCGCGAAAAAUGGCUUAAGCUGAGAGCCUUGCUAAUGGGUGGUGGUCGUGGGAGUAAAAUCGUCGUGACUACUCGUAAGAUAGGGGUCGGACCGAUAAUGGGUACUAUUCAGACGUAUGUAUUGAGCCCUCUUCCUCCUGAGGAGAGCUGGUCUUUGUUUCUGGAACACGCAUGUGUAGAAAGGCUAGAAGGACAGUCUUCAAAUCUAAUGGAAUUUGGGUACCAAGUUGUGGAGAAAUGUGGAGGAAUUCCUAUACAAGUGAGAAUGUCGGGAAACUUAAUGUAUUCUGCAAAGGAGACAGAGGAUUGGACAUCUGUGAGAGAUAAUGGAAUAUGGAGCUUAGAGCAUUUACCAGCGCUGAAGUUGAGUUAUGAAAAGUUGCCAUCUCACUUAAAACCCUGCUUCACUUUUUGUUCAAUCUUCCCAAAAAAUUCUGAAAUUCGUAGUGAUGAUCUGGUUCAGCUGUGGAUUAUGCAUGACUUGAUAAAAGCAAUAUCAAAUCAAGGUGAUAAAGAGAUGGAAGAUAUUGGCGAGGAGUACAUCAAGGAAUUAUUGGAGAGAUCCUUCUUUCAAGAUUUUGAAAAAAGAGAGCAUGGGGCUUGUUUCAGUUUUAGAAUUCACGAUCUUGUACAUGAUCUUGCAGCGUCCCUGGCACAGCAAGAGAACAUUAUGCUGACUUUUACUGCAAAAAAUAUCUCCAGAAAGAUCCGACAUGUGUCGUUUUCUGAUGAAGAUUGGUCAGGGCAUGAACAGCAAGUUCUAAAUUUUUUAGGGAAGCUGACUGAUGUUCAAACCAUUUUGUUCCCAGUCGAUGGAGUGGGGCUCAAUAGUGAAUCAAUUGUCAAUACUUGCAUUGAGAGGUUCAAAUCAAUGCAGGUGCUCGAUUUGAGUGAUUCAAGAUUUGAGGCACUGCCAGAGUCCAUUACUAGUCUAAAACAUCUGAGAUUUCUCAGUUUAAAGAGGAAUGAUAGGAUCAUGAAACUCCCUGAUUCCAUUUCCCGGUUGAAGAAUUUGCGUGCAUUGAUGCUUGGAGGAUGUUCAGAACUUUCAAAUUUGCCAAAAGGUAUGGAGCUUAUGAUCAACCUGAGGCAUUUGGAAAUAUCCACGAAAGAGGAGGCUUUGCCUGCGUUGAAUUCCUUUAAGUUUCUCAGAUAUUUGGGGGUUGUAGGAUGUGUCAAUUUGAAAUCUCUGUUUGGAGGGAGGGAAACCUUCACUGCCCUUGGAACAUUGUUCAUUCACAGAUGUCCAAGUUUGGUUUCUCUGCCAUGUGGCGUCAGACACCUAUCUGCUUUAAAGAUUCUGAGAAUCGAUGAUUGUGGGACACUUGAUUUGCUGGAUGGUGAUGAUGGCAACGUUCCAGGCUUGAAGAGUCUCAAGCUCUAG
Molecule: messenger RNA, 2280 nt
Organism: Vitis riparia (riverbank grape)
Lineage: Eukaryota; Viridiplantae; Streptophyta; Magnoliopsida; Vitales; Vitaceae
Product: putative disease resistance protein RGA3
Exons: 1
Coding region: 1-2280 (759 amino acids)
Biological process (GO): defense response to other organism
Molecular function (GO): ADP binding
Source: RefSeq, a predicted model, not a curated record